Messenger RNA from Haplochromis burtoni (Burton's mouthbrooder), 3088 nucleotides. It is a transcript of the gene dhx32b, whose product is annotated as DEAH (Asp-Glu-Ala-His) box polypeptide 32b. NCBI's taxonomy places the organism in Eukaryota, Metazoa, Chordata, Actinopteri, Cichliformes, Cichlidae. Gene Ontology annotation, cellular component: spliceosomal complex; intracellular anatomical structure. The transcript is spliced from 11 exons. The coding region runs from base 162 to 2384 and encodes 740 amino acids. The record is from RefSeq and is a predicted model, not a curated record. Gene Ontology annotation, molecular function: RNA binding.
CAACACUGGGCUGGCCGCCUAGUGAGCCUUUCAUUUGGCUUCACUUGCGGAGGCGGGCUGAGUGCUGUCCAACAGUUUACUGAGAGCUGGAGACCUACAAACUCAAUUUCUGUGGCUCUGUAAAUGAAGUGUAAACCUGACAGACCCGGAGCCUAGUUGUGAUGGCGCAGGACGUUACAACUUUAACUGGAGCGGACUAUUUAGAGGGGAAAUCACCCUGUUGUUCAGACACAGGAGCUUUGAACGAAGGAGACAAAGAAUAUGACGACAUCUUGGAGCUUAAUCAGUUUGAUGGACUGCCUUAUUCCUCCAGGUUUUACAAACUGCUGAAAGAAAGGAAGGAACUGCCAGUGUGGAAAGCAAAGUGUGAAUUCAUGGACACUUUGGCCAAAGAACAGUUUGUUGUUGUCAGUGGCUCUGCCAAAACUGGAAGGAGCUCUCAAAUACCUCAGUGGUGUGCUGAAUUCUGCCUGUCAGUCCAGUUCCAGCACGGCAUGGUGGUUUGUACCCAGAUACAUGCACAACAGGCUGUAGAUCUCGCCCUCAGAGUGGCUGACGAGAUGGAUGUCAACAUCGGUCACGAAGUUGGGUACAGCAUCCCUCUUGAAAGUUGCUGCACUACUGACACAGUCCUCAGAUACUGCACGGAUGACAUGCUUCUGAGGGAGAUGAUGUCAGACCCUUUGCUCGCACACUACAGUGUUGUGGUCGUGGAUCAGGCCCACCAGAGGACUGUAGCCACUGAUGUUCUCCUGGGUCUGCUGAAGGACAUCGUCCUGCAGAGGCCAGAGCUCCGUGUGGUCCUCCUUACAGCUUUCCCACCCAGCCCCAAGCACCCGGCCCACUUUACCGGGUCGGCAGCGCGUUUGAUUCACCUGGAGACCCCAGGUGCAGGGGAGGUGGUGUACAGCAGCACAGGCGACGGCUAUUUCUGCUCUGCUCUCCGUCUCGUGCUGGAGAUCCAUCGCUCCAGAGAGAAGGGGGAUGUGGUUGUGUUUUUGGUGACAACGCAGGAGAUAGAUCUGGCCCACAACAUCCUGUCCCACGAGAGGAAGAGCUUACCCAUCGAUCUGGGUGAGCUACUGCCAAUAGCUGUGCACCCUGGGCAGCCUGGGAGUCUGCCUGUCCUGGGGGAAGAGGACACCAGCCAGACCCGCCGAGUGUUCCUCAGUUCAAGCCCAAAUGAGGACUUUUUCUGGGCUGUUAGCUCGAUAAGCUUUGUUAUUGAUGCCGGGCUUGAGAAAAAAUAUGUCUACAACCCCAGGAUCAGAACAAACUCAGUCAUCAUUCAGCCUAUCAGCACCGGCCAAACCGAGAGUCGAAGGCAACUGGCAGGUCUGGCAGGCAAGUGUUUCCGUCUGUAUCCAAAGGAUAGACAACUUCCUACUCAGAUACGCCCGCAUAUUGUGGAGUCUGACAUCACAUCCACUGUGCUGUUCUUGAAAAGGAUGGAGAUCGCCGGACUGGGUCACUGCGAAUUCAUAGACAGACCAGAUCCUGCAGGCCUCAUGCAGGCUUUGGAGGAGCUCGACUACCUAGCAGCUCUGGAUAAUGACGGCAACCUGUCUGAGAUGGGCAUCAUCAUGUCUGAGUUCUCAUUGGAGCCACAGAUGGCAAAGACCGUGCUCGCCUCCUGUGAGUUUGACUGCGUCAGCGAGGUGGUCAUCAUUGCUGCUAUACUAUCAGCGCCAUCUUGCUUCAUGGUUCCUUCUGUGGAGCUGAAACCAGAGGCGACCCAGUGCUACAUGAAGUUCCAGCACCCAGAGGGAGACCACUUCACCCUGAUUAAUAUCUACAAGGCCUAUAAACAGUGCCAGCAGGAUCCAUACUGUAAUAUAGAGAAGUGGUGUCAAGACUUCUAUCUGGACCACAAUGCUUUGCUGAUGGCCGACGGGAUUCGCAGUGAGCUCACCGACACCCUGAAGAGGAUCGAGCUGCCCAUUUCAGUGCCCGCCUUUGGUUCCCGAAGUAACGCGGUCAACAUUAAGAGAGCCCUCUUAGCAGGUUUCUUCAUGCAGGUGGCACGUGAUGUGGAUGGAUCUGGGAACUACUUUAUUAUAACCCACAAGCACAUAGCGCAGAUCCAUCCUCUGUCUGGCUACGGAGCCAAGAGUCCCAAGCUGGGCCUGCCUGAGUGGGUGUUGUUCCACGAACACUCCUUUUCAGAGGACAACUGCCUCCGCACCGUAACCCACAUAACACCACAGGAGUUCAUUCAGAUGGCACCACAGUACUUUUUCUACAACUUACCAUCGAGUGAGAGCAAAGACAUCCUGCAAAACAUUUUGAACCACGGGGCUUCUCAGUACCAAGAGGAGAAACCACCAGCAACACAAAAGGAAUCCCAUGAGGAUCAGACUUCUGACCGCUGUGUUAUACAGUGACUGAUGGAGCCACUGUUUCAAGUUAUUGGGACUUUUUGCACAAUAUAGUACAGAAAGAGACUGGAUCAUCAAGUAAAGAAUCCUAUAAUUGUAUUACUUUUUUGUGGCACAGUUACUGUGCCCUAACCCCCAAUCCCAAUAUAGUCUUUGUAUGUUAUAUUUGAAUAGCUAUAAAAAAUGAACUAAUAUAUGAAAUAAAAAUAUUGCUCUUUUUAAGCCCAUAUUAUUCGCAUUUAUACGUGUUCAAGAUUUUUUACAUUGCCAUCGAGUCCUUUAAAGAUUUUCUGACUUCCCUUCCUCCUCAUCUCUCUUCAGCCAUCAGACAGAUAGCACUGUGUCCCCGGCCUGAUUAAUGAGUUGCAGUAGCAGUCUGGACAUGUCUGCAGCUCCAUCUGGUGUGAAUAUAGCUGACACCAGAGGGCUGACCCAGUUCACUGACACCACAGUGAAAACAUCUUUCACCUCUUUGGUGGGCUUGAACAGCGCAUCAAGGACGGUUGACCAUAACCCACAGGGUGCCAUGCUGCCUUGAAAAUUGCAGGGGCUAGUUUGAUGGCAAAGCACACUGUACUUUUUUUUUUUUUUUCCAGAGAUACAGUACUUUUGCAAACUGGUGUCAAAUGCAUAUCGUUAGCAAGCAACAAUUUAAGAGAAAACAAUAUAUCACAGUAUGAAAUUCAAAAACAUUUUAUUAUUAUCAUCCC